Lactuca virosa is the source of this 1876-nucleotide messenger RNA. NCBI's taxonomy places the organism in Eukaryota, Viridiplantae, Streptophyta, Magnoliopsida, Asterales, Asteraceae. The record is from the annotation of a GenBank genome assembly.
ACCUUUUCAAAGUCAAGAAAAAAGGGGAAAAAGAGGAGUCUAGUUUCUAUGACAUGGAAGCUUACUUCCACUACUAUUUCUUCGAGAAUAAGUUGCUGAAGCAUCUCGAUUUCCGAAUCCAGCUUAUCAUCAUCAACUCCCUCUCCCGGCGGCGAUGCUCAAAAUGGAGGUUCAGGAUUUAUCCGAUGACGCUGAUUACGCCGCCGCAUCUCAAGAAGGCAUGUUAAGUAGUAAGAAAAGCUCUUUUAGUGAUCUAGAAAACGCAGAAAUAGUCUACUUGAAGGAGAAAAUCACAAUUAAUCCAACUCAAUAUGCAGCUGACAGAAUCAGUGGGAAGUUAAAACUGAUUAAACAAGAUUCUUCACUAUUUAUGACUUGGAUACCUUAUAAAAGCCGAAACUCAAAUGCUAGGCUUUCUGAAAGAGACAAAAAUUUAUACACCAUAAAACCAGUGUCUUUUACUGAUAUCCAAUCAAUUCGAGUGCACACUCCAAAAAUUGGGUGGCAAUAUGCUGUUGUUAUUCUAUCAUCUGGUUUAGCAUAUCCUCCACUUUACUUCUACAAUGGAGGAGUACAAGAAUUUCUAGCUACAAUUAAACAACAUGUUUAUAUUGUUAGGUCAUCAGAAGAUACAAAUUUAUUUCAUAUAAAUAACUUCCAAGAUCCUCUUCAGUUUGAAAAAAUAUCAUUGGUAUGGGGAAAACCACGACAAUCUCCAUUACAACUUGAAGAGUGGGGAAUGUUUUUGGAUGCUGAAGGUCGAGUUGUGUCUCCAAGUGAUUUAAAGAAGAUAAUUUUUUAUGGAGGAGUGGAUCAUAGUUUACGUAAAGAGAUUUGGAAAUUCUUAUUGGGAUAUUAUGCGUAUGAUUCUACAUUUACACAGAGGCAUUAUCUUUCCACUAUUAAGAAAUCGGAAUAUGAAACCCUAAAAAACGAAUGGCAGAGUAUUUCCAUUUCCACAGAGCAAUCAAUAAAAGAAACCCAAUUUAAAGAAACAAAGUUUCUUAUUGAUAAAGAUGUGGUAAGAACUGAUCGAAUGCUACCAUUCUAUGAAGGAGAUGACAAUGAAAACGUGAAUACUCUUCGUCAUAUUUUAAUGACAUACUCAUUUUAUAACUUUGAAAUUGGUUAUUGUCAGGGUAUGAAUGAUUUCUUAUCCCCAAUUCUUUAUGUCAUGGAGGAUGAGUCAGAAGCUUUUUGGUGUUUUGUUUAUUUAAUGGAACGAUUUGGGCCAAAUUUUAAACAUGAUCAAAGUGGCAUGAAAUUUCAAUUUUUUGCAUUGUCAAAGUUGAUGGAGAUUCUAGACAAACCAUUGCACGAUUAUUUUGAGGAGAACAACUGCUUGAAUUAUUUAUUCUGUUUCCGAUGGAUUCUUGUACAAUUCAAAAGGGAAUUCGAAUACGAAGAAAUAAUGAGAUUGUGGGAGAUUUUAUGGACUCAUUAUCCAAGUGAACAUCUUCAUCUUUACAUAUGCAUUGCAAUCCUAAAAACACAUAGGGUUAAAAUAAUGGGGGAGCUAAUGGACUUUGAUACCCUUUUCAAAUACAUCAACGAGUUGAGUUGUCACAUUGAUCUUGACUCGGUGCUUUCUUACUCAGAAGCUCUAUGCAUGUCCGCCGGAAAAAAUGGUGCUGCGGCCAUUCCUCCCGGAACACCGCCAGUUGUGGCUUGAAAAACAGUAGAGUCAAAUAAGAGAUCUGAUUACCAAAUAAAAAAAAUCAACUCGGUUUUUUAGUUGAUUUUAAGCUUUAUAACAUGGUUUUAUAUAUGUAUAUAUAUGGAAAGGAAAUUAAAUGUAAGUAAAUGUUUAGAAUUAGUAGAGCUUUUCGACCAUGUUCUGUUUAUUUCUAUAAAACCCAAGUGAUUUUAGAGUUUA